AUGCUAAAAAAAAGUAAUAGUAGACCAAGCUAUUCAGCAAAAUCUAGAUAAAAUUUACUUGAAGAUUAAAAAAUAUCUUCAAGCAAAGAGCAUAGUAUUAACACUAGUAAUAAAAGUAGUAGUAAUUUAAGCAAAAAUGUUAAGAGAAUGCAAUCUGCAAAAUUACCUAGUCUAAAUUUAGGUUCACAACCAUAGUCGCAAUUAGAAUCAAUUAUUAGCAAAAAUGCUGAGAAUAAUAAUUCAGCUAAUCUGUUACCUAGGAGAACAAAAAUUCCAUAAUAUUUAAAAGAGAUGAACAUUUUGGAAAAGAAAUAAAAUGAAAAAAUAAUAAAAAAUAUGAAUAAACGUAUAAAUUUUAAGAGGAAUCCUAGAUAUGAGAUUAUUAGACCUCCAAUAUAAUUUACUGAUAUCGAAUCUAAAAAGGACUUAUUGAUAGAUGUGGAUAGUAGCAGUAGCUUAUUUAGGGCAAUACCAUCUUAUAUUUUAUUUUAAAAUUAUCUCAUUAACGAAGUGUAUGAAAUAAAUUUAAAAAUUGUUAAUGUUAGCAAAAUAUCUAGGAGAAUCAAAUUUCUGCCACCUCAAAGUGAUCAAUUCACUAUCAGCAAAGUUGUUUAUCCUGGAGAACUAGCUUCUAAAUAUGAUUUGUUAAGGACAAAUGGUUUUUAAGAAGAUAUCAGUAGAGAAAAGGGCAUGAUUGCACCAGGAAUGUCACUUAGUCUUAAUAUUAAAUUUUUUGCGUCUUCUUUUUCCGAAUUUAGAGAUGAAAUCACAUUCAUUUCAGAAGAAAAUAUUUUCAAGAUUCCUAUCAUAGCAUAGAAAGAAGCACCACUAAUUAAUUUACCUGAAAUUCUUGAUUGUUAAAGUUGCUGGCUAGGAGAUUAGACAGAUAUGGUUUUUAAAAUUGUUAACAAGGGUGGAGAGGCUGGGUUUAAAUUUUUUUGUGAAGACUCAUCCCGAGAUGCUAAAUAAAUUGGAGAUACUUUACAAACAGAAUGCUUUACUAUUUAUCCCUCUGAAUUUUAUAUUUAAAAAAAUGAAAUUAUUGAUAUAUAUGUUACUUUUACACCUAAGAAAGAGGGAGUUACUAUGGAAAAAGUUAUUCUUGCUUGUGACAAUUUAACCUCAGCUGUGUACACACUGAAAGGUACAGGAAAUAUGGCAGAAUUAGGAAUACAUGGAAUAGAUCAUGUUAUACUCAGUGAGAUACCUGAGGUUAACUAGCUAGAUCCCUAAACUGUUGUUAAAAAAAUAUUCUUCAACGAUGCCUACCCAGGUACUGUAGUUUCAAGAUAUAUCAGCAUUUAAAAUAAAGCAUAAGUUAGAGUUAAAUAUCAUUGGUCUGUAAGUAAAACAGAUGUCCGCUAAUCAAGACUAAGCAUCGAUAAACCUGAAGAUUACUGUUUUAGUAUUGAACCUUUUUAAGGAUAUUUUGAACCAAAUGAGAUAAAAAGAUUUAAAGUGUCAUUUUCAUCUCGUGAUCCAACACCAAUAUUUGAAUUUGCAAAUCUUAUUAUAGAUGACAUAUCCAUAUAAUGUAUCAGAAAUCCACCAGAAUCAAUUAUAAGAUCUAAUCAGAUUCCUUAAAUUUUACAAUUUGAAGAGUAAAAGCAAGGUGAUUUGACAAACAGGGAGUUAGUUUUUAAUGAUGAUGGAAUUGUUUCAUCUGGAGAUUAAUUGCAUAUUGGAAAGUAAAUUGUUAAACCAGGUUUUUUAGGUAGUAAUACAGAUAGGUCUAGUUUAACAUAUUUUGAAUUUGAGCUAAUCGGUCUUUCUACUUAUUCUUAAGUAAGUAUAGAUCCUCCUUUUUAUGUUUUUCCUGGCUAGCUUUUUGUUAACAAGCUCUAUUAUAAAGAAUUUAAUCUCAUCAAUCAUUCUGAUUCAGAAAUUUAAUUUAAUAUUUCAGUAUGUGAAGCUUAUAAUCAUUAAGCAAGCAUAGUAGGUGAUAUCAAAGAUUAGAGUGGAGUCAUAGGACCAAAGUAAGUAAAAGCCGUAACAGUCGGUUUUAUAUCGAAAGAAGUAAAAAAUAACAAAUCUAUAACUUUCAGAGUCGAUUUUGAUAAAGCACAUUCUCAAAUGAUGGAACUCAUAGGAGAUUUUAUUGGACCAAGUGUUAGUUUUAAUGUGCCUAUGAUUAAUUUUGGAUUAUUUAAGGCAGGCGAUGUUGCAAAAUAUAAACUUGAAUUAAAAAAUAGCAGUGAUGUAGAGGCAGAAGUACUUUUUAAAGAAAGCAAGUAGUAGGAUAGAUCUUUUGAUGAUCAUAAAGAAAUCAUUUUAAGAAGAUUAGAAAAUGAAAAAGCUAAUUCUGAUCAAAGUUUUCUAUAUAUAAGAGAUGAAAAUGAGAAAUUUUACAAAAAAGCUAUUGAAAGGGUUUGCUUUUACCCACCAAUAGCAACCAUCCCACCAAAAGGUAAAAUUGAAGUUGAAGUUAAGUGUGGUUGUGAAGAUGCGUGCUAAAUUAAUUAAAUAAUUGAAUUAAUGGUAAAAUCUGGGAAGAGUAUUUUCAUAGAAUUAACAGCAGAAAUUUAAAAAAUACAUGUCACUUUGAAUAGGUUUUUUAUGUAAUCUGAAACUCUUUAUGCUUGCAACUAAUACAGCUUUGUAAAAGGCAAGACUCCAUUAUACAUAGAGUUGUAAAACUUAGGCAAUAUACCUUGUCCAUUUGAAUGGGAAACUGAGGCAAAUGAAUAAGUUUAAAAAAGAGAUCACAUUAAAUAUAAUUUUAUACCUGUGAAAGGAGUCAUUCCACCAAAAUCUAAACUUCCAAUAAAAUUUGAAUUGCAGCCAUUAGAAGGCGGAUAAUUAAAUGAAAUAUUUGUUUUAAAUUGCUAGGGAAUUUAACAUCCUUUAGGGUUUGAGUUUAAAGCAGAUGUUUUUGGGCUUAGCGUUGAAUAUGAGCUUUUAGAUAGUAAUGUUUAAAAUAUUCAUCAUAAUUAAAACCCUCUAGAAGCUAGUGUUAAUGCUAUAGUAGGAAAAAGUCACAUAAAAUCUAUGAUUUCAGAUGCUAAAACUUAAACAUAAAAUAAGAAUUAAAAAUUAGAAGCUCUUGAAUUUUAUGAUUGCAAAAUAAAUAAGCCAAAGACAAUAAAAAUUUGCAUAAAAAAUACAUCAGGAGUAAACACAACAUUUGAACUAUUCACUUCAAAAUAUGAACCUUUUAUGAACGAUGAAGUAAAAUCUCCAACUUCAGCCCUAUAUCUAAACUCAAUAGCUGAAGACCUUAGUCUAAUUUCUGGUCUUCAAAGCUAAAAUUUAACUGGAAAAUUUUCUCCAAUGAAUUUCGAGGAUAUUAAUAAUAAUAAUUAAAAUAAGGCUAUAAGAUUUUCAUAAAGUAUUAACUCUGUUCCCUCACAAAUAGUAAAAAGAGAAUCUAUGAUAAGGAUAAAUAAAAAAUCUCUUAAACCUUUACCUCCAAGGCCUGUAGUAUUACUGACAGAUGAUAUAGAGAAAAAGAAUAACUUUACAUCUAAUUCAGGAUAAGCGCUAAAUCAAACCAAGCGUUUAGAAAAAGAUUAAAGAAUAUAUUUAGCUAAUAAUAAAGGAAUUGCAAUAUUGUGUGAACCAAAUAAAGGAAAACUAAAACCUCAUAGCGAAGUAGUAAUAAAAAUAACUUGCUUCAAUGAUAUAUGUGGUAGUUUUAAAGAUGAACUUUCUAUCGAUGUCAAAGGAUUACCUAUUUAAAAAUUCCCUCUUGUUGUUGAAGUUAAAGGGUCGCCUGUAAUAGUUUUACCAAGUUAAUUAGGUAUGAAUUAUAAAGGCGAUUGGCCUUGCUUUAACUUUGGAACAUAUAUGAAAAAUAUUUCAGUUAUGAAGAGAGAGUUUAAAAUAUAAAAUUCAGGUCCUAAAGAUAUAACUAUGGACUGGAAGCUCUUCAAUCUCGAUGAACAAAAAGAAGUAAAUGACUUCUUCAAAAUUAAAGUUGAAGAUCCUCAUUUAGGAACUGAUAAUGUUUGCUAAUUGAAAUUCGAACCCAUAGAACCCAAAGAGGCUGAAUAAAGUCCAUUUAAAAUAAUUGAAAGGUCAGUUCUAAUUGAUGGAAGAUAAGACAAGUCUAUUCAAAUAGAGUAUGAGUCUUAAUAAGAAGCUAAUUACAAUUAUGUAAUGGUUGGAAAACCAAGAUUAGUCAAUCCUAGAGAAAGUCAAACAUUUAUAGAGUAAGAUGGCAUGAAUCUCGAAGACCACCCUCUGCUAAAUAUGGGAACAAUAGCAGUUUAUCUUAAAGCAUAAUCUCUGUAUCCCCAGUUAUACUUUGAUAAAUUGAAAAAUGUUGAGGGUUCUCAUAAGCUCAAAUUUUAGAAGUGGGCUUUAUAAGAAACUAAGAAAUAAACAAAAGAAAUAUGCCUUGUUAAUUUGCUUUAGUGUAAUUUAUUAUUUAGCAUAUCGAUUGUUGGUCCAUUUAAGUUGGUUUAAAGUGCAACAAAUUCUCCUGCUAAAUUUGAUCAGCAAAAGACAACCAAGCUUGUUAUUAAAGAUAAAAAUGAAAUAGAAACAAAAUUCAAUUUAGUUUAGAAUAGCAAUAUCAAGCUAAAAAUUAACUUCUCAGGUGCAGACAUUAAUGAUACUGAAGAAUGGCCUCUCACCUAUAAAGUAUAUAAGUAUGGUGUCCUGCAAUUUAAUUACAUAAAUGGAGACUCAUAAACAAUAGAACUUGAGGGAUAAUUACUAAGACCUUAAUUACAACUAAAUACUUCAGGUACUGAAGAUGUUUAAGGAGUUGAUAUUUAGGACUUUGGAACAGUACACAUAAAUAAUUUCAAAACUGUUGUUAUUUUCUUAAGCAAUGUCUCUAAAGUUCCUGCUAUUUGGAAACUAAACCAUCUUAAAACUACAGUAAGAAGGGGAGGUUCAGCUAUACCAUAAAACACAAUGACUAAAUUAGAAUUAGAAGACUCUCUAAGAACAGAUGAUCCUAGUGUGUUUGAAUUUUAAAUGACAGAAGGAACUUUAAAUGGUCCUUCAAUUCCAGUAAAAAGCUUCCCAGAUACAUUAGCUCUUCCCACAAAAAAGAUAAAUGCGAUUCUUCAUUAAUAAUAGUUAUAUCCCUAAAAAAUCUACAUAAACUUUAGACCAAAGACAAAUAUCCUGUAUAAAAGUAAAUUCAGAAUAACUGUUUAAGAAGGUCCAUGCUUAGACUUUACAUUAAAAGGAUUAGGAUCAUAUGAAGAAAAUAAAUUUAAAUGA
Messenger RNA from Tetrahymena thermophila SB210, 5178 nucleotides. RefSeq lists its product as hypothetical. The transcript is spliced from 14 exons. Gene Ontology annotation, biological process: negative regulation of cell population proliferation. The record is from RefSeq and is a predicted model, not a curated record. Lineage: Eukaryota; Ciliophora; Oligohymenophorea; Hymenostomatida; Tetrahymenidae.